GCGCUGGCCAAUGGGCGCGCGGGCCCGCCCCGGCCGCAUCAGCUGAUGGGGCAAUGUCUGUUGACAGGAGCCGCCCGGGCCGCGGCGCUGGGAUGUGAAUCCAAAUGGAGCAGUCGGAAGGAGGCGAGCAGAGCCAGCAGCAGCCGCAGCCCUGGGGGAAGCUGAUCCGGCUGGGUGCUGAUGAGGCAGAGCACGUCCUGCUGCUGAAGAGAGAAUGGACCAUUGGGCGGAGGAAAGGCUGUGACUUAUCUUUCCCUGGCAACAAGUUGGUGUCUGGAGAUCACUGUAAAAUCAUAGUGGAUGAAGAGUCUGGUCAAGUGUCAUUGGAAGAUACAAGUACUAAUGGAACAGUAAUUAAUAAACUGAAAGUGGUUAAGAAGCAGACAUACCCAUUACAGACUGGAGAUGUGAUCUAUGUUGUUUACAGAAAAAAUGAGCCAGAGAACAAUGUUGCUUAUCUUUAUGAGUCCUUAAACACAAAACAUGAUGCAACUCAAGAAACAGUAGAAGUUAAUAUAGAAAACCAAUGCCAUGAGACCAAAGAUACCUCAAGUACAGGAAGAAGUAAUGAUGAGACCCAAAUUACCUCAUCACUGUCAGCUACUCAGUCUUGCUAUGAGGAACCACAGCCAUCUACUUCUACAUCAAACCUCUUUAAUGCUUCUUCUACCUCUCUGGUUGAGUCUGCAUCUGUUCAGCAGGAUAAUCCGUCCACAUCUGGAUCACAGCCCUCAGUUGUCACUCCUGUGCCUGCUUUCCCCGUCUUAGAAUCCAUGUGUGUAAGAGCACUGCAUAACAAGCAUGAAAAGCUGGAUGUGAAUGCUGAAGCUUCUGCAAUCGCUCCAGAAAUCACUGACAAAGAAAAUGCAGAAUCAGAUUGUCGAAGAACAGGGGAGGAGGAAGUUUUGGAACCUGCUGAGAAGAAACUAAAACGAGAUGAAGAUACUUGUCCAAAUCUUUCACCAGCAGCUCCAAGUGAAUGUAUAAUUAAAAUUGGCUCUGAAGAUGCAAAAGCAUCAAAUGUGAAACCAGAUAAGAUGGAAGAGACGUUAACUUGCAUUAUCUGCCAAGAACUGCUGCAUGACUGUGUAAGCUUGCAGCCUUGUAUGCAUACUUUUUGUGCUGCCUGCUACUCAGGAUGGAUGGAAAGAUCUUCUCUAUGUCCAACUUGUCGUUGUCCAGUAGAACGUAUUUGUAAAAAUCACAUAUUGAACAACUUGGUUGAAGCUUAUCUGAUUCAGCAUCCAGAUAAAUGUCGCAAUGAAGAUGAUGUUCGGAGCAUGGAUGCCAGAAACAAAAUUACUCAAGACAUGUUGCAGCCUAAGGUGCGGAGAUCCUUUUCAGAUGAGGAGGGGAGUUCUGAAGAUUUACUGGAAUUGUCUGAUGUAGACAGUGAAUCCUCAGAUAUCAGUCAACCAUAUAUAGUAUGCAGACAGUGCCCAGGGUACCGAAGACACUCUGUUCCAGCUGUAUCUGGCACAGGCCAGGAGACAGAGGCAGGAGGAAUGCAGGCUCUGGGAGAUGCUCCGUCAACCUCUGCCAACUUCCCUGCAGCUGUUCAGGAAUAUGUGUGUCCUGCUCAAGGAAGUCAUGUAAUAUGCACCUGCUGCUUUCAGCCAAUGCCUGACCGGAGAGCAGAGCGUGAACAGAAUCCUCAUGUUGCUCCUCAGCAAUGCACAGUUUGUCUGCAGCCCUUCUGUCACUUGUACUGGGGCUGCACUCGCAUGGCGUGUUUUGGCUGCCUGGCACCAUUCUGUGAAAUAAAUCUUGGUGAUAAGUGUUUAGAUGGCGUCCUGAAUAACAACCACUAUGAAUCAGAUAUCCUAAAGGAUUACCUGGCAUCCAGGGGUCUGACAUGGAAAAAUAUGUUAAAUGAAAGUCUCUUAGCUCUUCAAAGAGGAGUUUUUAUGUUGUCAGAUUACAGAAUUACUGGGAACACAGUGCUUUGCUACUGUUGUGGCCUUCGCAGCUUUCGAGAACUUGCCUAUCAGUACAGGCAGAAUAUUCCUGUUGCUGAAUUGCCAGCGACUGUCACGUCACGUCCUGAUUGCUACUGGGGACGCAACUGUCGAACUCAGGUCAAAGCACAUCAUGCCAUGAAAUUCAAUCACAUUUGUGAGCAAACACGAUUCAAGAACUGAAAACUGUAGUCUGUAGAGAGGGGACAAAAACCUGUUACACUGCUUGUACAGUUUAAGGUUUUCAGGGGAUCUGCUCCCAUAGCAGGGAAUCAUUAACUUUUACAUCAGGUAACCCGAUGUGAAAUUUUUAAUUUGUAGAAUUUUGCAGCUGUACAUGAAUAAGGUAGAUGGUUUUUUUUUCCAAGGUAGUCCACCAAGCAUUGCAUUCCAUGCUCAUGACUACAGUGUCCCUGUGUCACUUCAGUGAAGAACACAAACAAAUCAUACUCAAAAAAAAACAGCCAUAUCUUGGGAUGACCUAAGAAUAAGGAGUGUAUUUGCACUACUUGUGAAGAAACUAAGAAAAAUCGUUAGACUUAAAAUAGAGAAGUUUUGUAAAAGUAUCUGAUGGGUAUUUCAAGAGCCAUUAAUAUUUAAGAAGGAAAUUGUCAGUGUAUAUUUGUAACUGCAUUUUGCGGUAGUCCAAUAUUUUGUUGCUACCCAUUGCAUUUGGGCUAGAAACCACAUGAAUAUUCCUUUUUAAAUAAUCCAUCCAAUAAACAGCUGUUUCAACUUAAAGCUUCUACCAUAUAUGUAGUGAUACAGUGGAGGUAGUACAGUUUCCUUUUUAGUUUAGACAUAUUGAUGUUUUUAUUCACGUGAAAUUACAAAAAGAAUUGCACAAAAAUUUGAAGAUCACAUUUGAAGUUGGGGUAAUACUUGAAGCAGAAAAGACUUCUGCUAAUAUUACUUCUGUAGUAUUUUAUAUCACAAGACCAAACAGUGCUUUUGACAUAGAGCAGCCAGUAGGACACACUGGUUCAUUUUCUUGUAUUUCUUUUUUGGUUUGAUACCGUGUGCUAAAUAGGUACCUCUGCAAUGCAACUGUUCUCUAUCAUGCCUACACUGGUGUAAAUGUAGAAAAAGCUAUAAUUCUAAACAGAAUAUAGCAGCUUUACUGGAAGGAACAUUCUUACAGGAAAUAAGUGAGUUUGGAUAAUUUGUAGCAAUAUGGAGGCAUUUCUGGAUAGGGAUAGAGAUAGGGAUCAUGAAAGGGCACACUGGUGUCACUGAAUUGGAAAUGUAGAUUUUAUUUCAUGCCUUUUGCAGAGGUCAUUCAGGAGAUGUCCCAAGUGUCAUUAAAAAUAAAGAAAUCCCAACUUUCCCCCUUCCCUACAAAUUGAUAUGAUCUGUUUCAUCAUAAUGUGGUUGCUAAUGUUGACAAACCUCGACUGGGACCAAUUCUGUUUUCAUCACACCUAGAAGAGUGAAGCAGAAUGAGAAGAAAGCAUACAAAGUUACCUCUGUAGAGACCAUGUUGUUUUUAAGUAUGCCUUAUUUUAUGAGCAGGAUUUAUGCUUGGAUGUUAAAAAGUGUACACACAGUAUCUUGUGAUAUAAAGGAGCACAAAUGAUGCAGCACAUCGUGUCUACUGGUUGAGGUGAAUUAAACAACUGUUUCCAGUAAUGCACCUCUUAUAUGAAUGCUAAUUAGAAUGAUGUCUUUCUGUUUAGAUUUUUUUACUUUUGAAAAUAGCUGUUGCAAGGAUGGGUCUGUUGACCAUGCCCUUAUGCUAUUAAAAAUACACUUCGGUGUGGACUUCUCUUCCUAAUCUCUGGGCAUUUUCUCCUGUGAGUAGGAUUGAAAUUGGAUCUGGAAUAUUACUUGAAACUUCUUUUAACAACAGUGUGUUUCUGUCUUUUAGUAUUAUUAACAAUGUUCUGUUGCUUCUGUAUUUGUAUUUUAUGUUUAGAUUUUUUUAAUGGUUAUUGUAUCUUCUCAGGACAACCAUUCCCAGCUGGUUUUGAUCUCAUUUUCAUCUCUGGCUGUGCAUGUAGCAAAUUGAGUGCAGUUGUGGAGAUCAAGCCUUUGCACAUUAUAUGCAGAAAUGUGCUUUACAUUCUCAUUCACCACUCCCACACCCCAGAUGGGCUUUCAGCACAGCCUUGUCACUGUGCUGGUGUUCAAGCCUCUUGUGCUGAAGUUGUUUUUUGGUCAGGAGUACCUUGCACUUACUCGAGUUAUGUUUGAGUAGGGGUGUAUUGUGUGACCACAAGAAAAAAAAAAUUGGGGGGGAAAAAACCCAAACAGCAGAAGUCAUCCUUAACAUCUAAAGUACCUGUGCAGUAGAUGUUCUUCAAAUUCUUUUUAUAAACCCCUCUUCCUUUUCCCUGUCACAGGUAAUUAAUCUGCCUUUCUAUGCAUAUAGGGUUGAGGUAGUGCAAUGGAAUGAAGGGAUUUUUUUGUCAUUUAUAUUGUACCUGGAAGAGAUCAGACUUGCAGAUGGGGAGGGUGAAUAAAUCCUGAUCUUUAUAUGCUCUUAAGUAAGUAAGAGUAUCUGUCAUGGGUAUUACAUACUCUACACUAGACCUUUUUAAAUGUAUGGUUACCAGGUGAUAGUUAAUGUGAUAAAUGUAUGAACUAUGCUUGGUGUAAUUGUUUAAAUACUGUAAAGGUGCAGCAUAUUUUUAACCUGUCUAAAGCACAUCCCCACCUCCUUUAUAAGAGAUGUUUGGAAGCUAAGCAUGAAAUGUGGUAGGAUAGAUGUGGAAACUGAGGUGAUUGUGAUAGGAUUUGACAUAGUGGUGAACAAGGUGUAUUGUCUCUGAGAAAAGUUCUUUUAUAAAGAAGGUGGAGAGUAGUUCUUCCAGUUCUCUUUUGUGGUUUAUUUUUUUCCUGAACUAAGAAGUUAUUAAUUAAAAAAAAAGAAAAAAGCUACUGAAGUUGUCUGUUUGUGUUUCUUCUGUGGUGUAUAUCCUCUCACCACAGAAAUGGAUGUAUGUAACACUUGCUAAUACUCAGUCAAGCUGUUAAUUAUUUGAAUGUGAGAUUUUUAAAAGCAAAUACCAUCCCUGAACUUGUAGUAACUGAAAAGUACAUGAGUUUGUGUCAUUCUCAAACUUCCUUGAAAGUGUCAGAUGAUGUUGCAAAGGAUCAUCAGUAUCUCUACAGGAUGUAUAAUAAAUUAUAUAAGCAAAGAUUAUUAAAUAGAAGAGGCCUUCAAGAUGCUAACAAAUCAGAAAGUUUGCUACUUUAAAAAAGUAGUCACUAUUUUAGUUUCUUGCAACACCAUAAACACCAAAGUGACAAGUAUUUUACCACCUGAUUUAACAGCAGCCUAGAGUAAAUUACAGUAAUACUGUGUUCAUCUUUACUACCAUUUAAUUUGUCUCAAUUAUAAGGUUUCAAAUGACUACUGUUAAUACAACUUUUUCUGAAUGGAACUUUAGCCUUGUUGAGUAAAUGGGAGGACUUGCCUGCACCCUGUUGUAUCUGAGGUGGAAGACAGCAAUGCCAGAGUUGUUAAGCUUCAAGUUGCAGUUUAGCAUCCCAGGAUUUUUGUGCUGCUGCCAUUCCCAUACUUGAAGCUGUAUACCCUUUAAUGUUGUAGCUGAUCUAUGUUGCUGUGCUUAACUGUCAGACUCAAUUUAAAUGAAACUCUAACUCAGGUUAAGUAUUGUAAAAGUGAAAACGUUGUUCUGUGUACCAAAAAAUGAGCUGAUAUCCUUUAAAACUGGUGAUUUUGGCUUGUUCUGCACUUGGAGUGGUGGGUUUAAAUGUUUUAUGCUCCAUUAUGUCAACAAAUGACUUGUAACUGAUUUAGUUUGAGGAAGCUGCUGCUUUGGGAUUUAUCCACUAUUGAGAGAUCAGGUCUGGCACAGCCAAAGCUCUUCCAAGCACUUUCUCCAUAAAGAAUAAAGAAAAAUGUUGGUGUGACUGAGAGGGGACAAAUGCAUGGCAGCUCCUAGAGCCCAUAGAGUGGCUCAGGUACUUGAACUCUACAGGGUAAUUUCUGCUUAAACUCUGAAACUGUUUUCAUUGUAUUUAACAGGAAAAACUUGGUAUUUGACAGUCCAAGGUUCAUCAUUAGCUCUUUCAUUCAGCAAACAAAAUGCAUGCAUUUGGUAUCAAUUUCUAGUCUUCGGUAGAACUGUCUAGGGCAAGGUGGCUUAGCUUGCAGCAAGAGCUUAGGGAAAUAACUUGAUUCAAGUAAAAGGAGUUAGGAAUUUGGAAAGUGAAUGCUCAUUCCAAAUUAUGCUCUUAAAAUCUGGUUUCUUAUGGCCCCUUAGAUGUCUGCUGUAGAGAAACCUUAUUUUUUAUUAUCUGCCCUCUUAAAAAUAAGUCAACAGUCACUGAAAGUUAGGAAAAAAACAUUUUGACUUUAAGAAAAACAUGAGGAUUUUGCAUUUUUUCCACCUAUUUUAUCUAACAUUCUUUCUGCAUGAUGUUUGGGAACUGAAAUACCACUUACACAAUUCCAAGGAAUAAGUUCUGAAGAAAACUAAUUAUACUAUUUCCCACAGCAAUGCUUAAUAUGCAAAGAUUGCUUCUAAAUCUGCUUUCCAGGUCAUCCUUCUUUUCUUCACACUUCCAUUUUGACUUUCAAUGAGGUAAUUUCAUCCUUAAGCUCAUUAGUUUCCAUAGGAAAUGAAUUAUAAAAAAUGCUAAGUGUGCCAUAUGAGGUUUAACAUCAAAGACAUUUCUAGACAGACCAUGAAUAUAUGUUGAAGCUGUAUUUAGUCUCUGUUGGGUAUUCUUUUCAGUGCUGCUGAGUUUCACUUGCUUUCAUUAGGUAAGUGUUGGCUUAGGACUUACCUUUUCUUUUCCCUUGCAAUCCAAAUUAAUCUUUAAUUGUUUAGAAUAAAAUCUACUGACUGGACUGUUUGAGUCAAAUAUGUUUUGUUAGGGCUCAUGUGCCACCCUCCUGAGGGGGAAAAAACCACAACAAAAAAGUUCUGAGUAGAAAGCUUUGUAACCAACUGCACUUAACAAAAAGUUAGAGUUCUGAAAGGAAACCUCAGUUCAUGUUUUGUUACUAAGUUAUAAGUGGAUUUUUUCUUGCUAAAUGCUAUUCUGAGUCUUUCAAGUUAGGAUGCAUUAUGUGGAUAUUAAAUCUGUUGUUUUCCCUUUGAGCCUCUAUUCCCAAUCAGUUUAAGUACCUGACAGUAAGAACCUCAGUGCACCAGAUUCUUGUCAGCUUAUAUAGCUUCAAGCUUUUAUUUUGAAGCUCUGUUUGUACAGUGAAAAAAUAGGGAAUGCACAUAUUUUUGUCCUAUUUAGUCCACCUAACACAUUGGCUAGAGGGUUUGACUAGUAUAUUCCAGAAUAACUCAUUUUAAAAAGAAAAAAGGUGAAUAUUACUCACUUUUGUUGGAAAGACUACUUCUCUACUAGCUCCACGAUAUUUUUUUGAUAUUUUUCCCCCAUGCAGUUGUGAUAUUUUCCCCCUCUUCAGUGACUGUUGGGAGUGUUUAUCCCAUUUGCUGCUUGGUUACAGAACACAGAAUCGCAGAGCCAACCCUGCAGUGCACUAAGGUAAAACUGAAUCCAAGCCCAUGCAUGAGGGAUGAGGUUUUCUGUCAUUAAAAGUGGCAGCAUAGCUCUCCAAAGUAAUAAUAGCUGUUAGGAACAAAAUAAAUGCCAUAAGUAAUACUAUUUAAAACCUAAUCCCAGUCAAUAUUUACAGCUGAGAGUAUUAAAGCGCUUUAUUCCAUCCAGAGCUUUCAGAAUUUCUUAACUUUGUACUGUGACUUUUUUGAAGGGUUUGGGUAGAAGCUGUCUUCCUGGGGAGAAAAAAAGAAAAUAUGAAAACUUUAAAGCAGUUGUUUUAGCUGUAAGAGGAAGAAAAAAUAAAAAACAAAUACCUUGUUAGCAGUUAAUCUGUGAUCUGCCUAAAAGAAAAAUAAUCUGAAAAAACCCCUAAUCAAACAAAAAAACUUCAAAAGGCAGGUCAGGAACUGAAGUCUCCCCUGGGCUACCUGCAGCACCCACCUGCAGGCACUGGGCUUCAGUAUCUUUUACUGCCAGAAGGCCUCACCUUUAAAUAGUUGGUAAAUCAGCCAGCUGUAUUCUGAGAAUAAGCAGCACUGUUCAAUAUUGUGUGUUCAUCAGGAGCAGGGCCUCUCUCACCACAUAUGUGUGUAUAUAUAUUUAUAUAGCCCAUGCUGCAGCAGGCAGUGAUGGAAGAGUGUUCAGGCAGCAGGAUCUGAAAGGAAACACAAACUCCCACAGAAACCUCCUCUGGCAGCAGUUAGACAAACCUGGUUAGCAAAGUCUGUUCUUUGGUUACACAACAGGUACUGGAGGAGGUCAGUGUAAACAACCACCUCCUCUUCAGUCUUGAAGAAAUUGGGAAGGAUCUCAAAAGGAGUGUUUCCUUUUCUGCUCUUCUGCCACUGCUGGGGUGCCCCACACACUGUCCUGGUGCUCUGAGGUUCACUCAGGCUUUCAGCAAAAAACAAAUUAAGUGUUGUUACGCCGUAGAAAUGAGUAGUUAAACAUGCUUUUAUUGAAAAAGCCACUUUUUCCAGCCCUUCAAAUAUAACUAUUGUCAAUAAUUAAACACAAGUACUUUUCAAAAGUAGAUUUUAGUAUUUCAACCUUUAGAAAUGUAAUAAGUAACAGAACAUUGAAUUACAAUGUAUAUGAAUUUAAUGCAGUGGAAGUUAUUGUUAGAGUAGUGAAGACUUCUAAAUACUUUUAAAAUCAUAAAUAUAUUAACUCUUCCCUUUGAAUCAAGUAGCAUUAAUUUAAAACAACAACAA
This is a messenger RNA of Catharus ustulatus (Swainson's thrush), 8665 nucleotides long. It is a transcript of the gene CHFR, whose product is annotated as checkpoint with forkhead and ring finger domains. Gene Ontology annotation, biological process: protein ubiquitination; mitotic cell cycle checkpoint signaling; ubiquitin-dependent protein catabolic process. The record is from RefSeq and is a predicted model, not a curated record. Lineage: Eukaryota; Metazoa; Chordata; Aves; Passeriformes; Turdidae. Gene Ontology annotation, cellular component: nucleus. Bases 105 to 2141 code for a protein of 678 amino acids. The transcript has 18 exons. Gene Ontology annotation, molecular function: protein binding; ubiquitin-protein transferase activity.